AUGAGCAAAAGUGAUGGUGGGGGCAGUAAUUUGCAUCAAGAUCCUUUACCACACUACAAGUUUGUCAGGAUUCUUGGUAUUGGAUCGUUUGGUAAAGUGAAAUUAGCAGUUCAUACCUUGACAGGGCUUAAUGUUGCGAUAAAGAUUCUUGAUCGCAAAUCAAUCAAUAAUUUGGAUGCAGACAAAGUGAGAAGAGAAAUCAAUAUAAUGAAACGACUUUCACAUCCCCACAUAGUUCGCCUAUUUGAGGUCAUAGAUACACCAUCAGAAGUUUAUGUAGUCAUGGAACACAUGGAUUUAGGCGAACUAUAUGAUUAUGUCACAUUACGUGUUCGACUCGAUGAGGAUAAGGCCCGCCACUUUUUUCAACAGAUUAUUUCAGGCGUUGAAUAUUGUCAUCGACACAAGGUGGUGCAUCGUGAUCUCAAGCCAGAAAAUUUACUCUUGGAUUCUAAACAUAAUGUGAAAAUCGCCGACUUCGGUCUUGGGAACAUUACACUUGAUGGGCAUUUCCUUAAGACAUUUUGUGGAACUCCAAAUUAUGCUGCUCCUGAGCUCAUGUGCAAAAAAUUAUACGCUGGUCCUGAGGUAGAUGUAUGGAGUUGUGGCAUUAUCUUAUAUGCACUUCUGUGUGGAAGGCUUCCUUUUGAGGAUGCAAACAUGUCUUGCUUAUUUGCCAAAGUACAGAAAGGAGUAUACCCUGUUUCACCUCACUUGUCAAAGAGCGCACAUGACUUGAUUUCAAGAAUACUUGUUGUUGAUCCAAUGAAACGCAUAUCAAUUCCUGAAAUACGUCAACAUCCAUGGUUUCGGGAAAAUCUUCCUCUAUAUAUUGCUAGUCCAUCACCAGAUGCUUUAAGCAGAACAGAAAAGGUUGAUAUGGAGGUUUUGCAAGAAAUGAUUAAGAUGGGAUUCGACAUCCGUGAAGUCAUUGGAUGUCUUCAUAAUAAUUUGCAAAAUGAGGCUACUGUUACAUACCGCAUGUUACAGCAUACCCGUUCUCCAGUCCCUGUACAUUGCCAUCACGAGAUUCUAGAAUCUCUAGGAUGCGUGGAUCAUCUUCAGACGUAUUUACAGACAGCUUCUCCCGUCGAAAGUAAUUGGAAACUUGGAUUUAAGUCUCGAGCAUCUCCACGUGAAACCAUGAUGUGCAUUCUAAUGGUUUUCCAGAAUUUAAACGUGAGAUGGAAGGAAAUAGGACACUAUAACAUGAAAUGUAUGUGGUUACCUCCACUUUCAAUGCACUCAAGAUCUACCACUGGGCCGGAUUGCAGAUCAGGUGACACUGUCAAGUUUGAAAUUCAACUUUAUAAAGCCGGCGCAACGAUAUAUGUUCUAGACUUGCAACAACUGAGUGGACCUCCAUUUUUGUUCCUUGAAGUCUGCUAUGCAUUUCAUGCUAUGGUAACAUGA
This is a messenger RNA of Fraxinus pennsylvanica, 1413 nucleotides long. Lineage: Eukaryota; Viridiplantae; Streptophyta; Magnoliopsida; Lamiales; Oleaceae. The record is from the annotation of a GenBank genome assembly.